Molecule: messenger RNA, 1017 nt
Organism: Verticillium dahliae VdLs.17
Lineage: Eukaryota; Fungi; Ascomycota; Sordariomycetes; Glomerellales; Plectosphaerellaceae
Product: zeta-crystallin
Exons: 4
Coding region: 1-1017 (338 amino acids)
Cellular component (GO): mitochondrion
Molecular function (GO): zinc ion binding; oxidoreductase activity
Source: RefSeq, a predicted model, not a curated record
AUGAGGGGCAUUGAAGUCAAGGAAUAUGUCAAGGGCCCCGAGGAGUUGAAGGUCACUGACCUGCCCGACCCCACGCCCAAGAACGACGAGUAUCUCAUCCAGGUCCAUGCCGCGGCGACCAACUUUUUCGAUAUCCUGCAGAUCCAGGGCAAAUACCAAAACCAGCCUCCCUUCCCCUGGGUAGCAGGUGCCGAGUUCGCCGGCAUCGUCCUGAAGACACCAGCCGCCGCCAAGUCGCCCAAGUUCCCCGUCGGCUCGCGCGUCUUUGGCGCAACCCAGGGCGCCUUCGCCACAAAGUGUGUGGCCAAGGAGGUCUCUCUGCUGCCCGUACCCGAGGGCUGGUCCUUCCAGGCUGCCGCCGGCCUCUUCGUCACGGCCCCGACGAGCUACGGCGCCCUCGUCGUCCGUGCCGGCAUCAAGAAGGGCGACUACGUCCUCAUCCACGCAGCGGCCGGCGGUGUCGGUCUUGCUGCUGUGCAGGUCGCCAAGGCCUUCGGCGCAACCGUCAUCGCAACAGCCUCGACCCCGCGCAAGCGCGAAAUCGCCCUCUCCUACGGCGCCGACCACGCCAUCGACACGGCCUCCAAAGACUGGCCCCAGGCCGUCAAGGCCCUGACGCCCGGCAAGCGCGGCGUCGACAUAGUCUACGACCCCGUCGGCGCCGUCGACGCCUCGACAAAGUGCACCGCCUGGAACGGCCGCAUCCUCGUCGUCGGCUUCGCCGCCGGCCAGAUCGAAAAGGUCGCCAUGAACAAGGUCCUGCUCAAGAACAUCAGCCUCGUCGGCAUCCACUGGGGCCAGUACGCCAACCACGAGCCCCAGACCGUCGGCACCGUGUGGGACGGCAUCAUGCGGCUCGUCAAGGACGGCAAGAUGCGCGGCACCGAGUUCUCCGACGAGCGCUACGACGGCCUCGAGAGGGUGCCGGCUGCGCUGACGGCGCUCGGCAGCAGGGGGACCUGGGGCAAGGUUGUCGUCAAGGUGCCGCAGGAGGGGGGGCAGAAGAGCAAGCUGUAG